AUGGCACCAGAGCUUGGUUACACAAUGGAAGUGAAUGAGAGCUGCGAUGUUUAUAGCUUUGGUGUGGUCACAUUGGAAAUAAUUAUGGGAAAGCAUCCUGGAGAUCUUUUCUCAUCUUUCUCAUCAGUCUCUUCAUCCUCCUCUUCAUCAUCAUCAUCUCCAUUACCAGCCCAUCAAAUACCAAUUGUGGAUGUUUUGGACCAUCGCAUUUCCCCUCCUACGCAUCAAGUUGCAAGUGAAGUGGUCUCUCUUGUGAGGAUAGCAUUUUCAUGCUUGAAUUCCAACCCGAAAUCUCGUCCAACAUUGAAACAAGUUUCUCAUUUCCUCUCAACUCAGAUGUUGCAUUUGUCGAAGCCGAUACAUAUGAUGACAUGUGGUGAAUUGCUUGCUCUUGAUCCGUUGGCUACCUAA
Messenger RNA from Prunus armeniaca (apricot), 411 nucleotides. NCBI's taxonomy places the organism in Eukaryota, Viridiplantae, Streptophyta, Magnoliopsida, Rosales, Rosaceae. The record is from the annotation of a GenBank genome assembly.